Messenger RNA from Vanessa atalanta (red admiral), 2057 nucleotides. RefSeq lists its product as uncharacterized. Lineage: Eukaryota; Metazoa; Arthropoda; Insecta; Lepidoptera; Nymphalidae. The transcript has 4 exons. The record is from RefSeq and is a predicted model, not a curated record. The coding region runs from base 283 to 1437 and encodes 384 amino acids.
UGUGACUAUACAAGUACACACGCUGAUUUCUAAUAGAGGACUAGUAAUAUUCAACAAAUCGUCAACAUGUCGCGCAUGUAGUGUUGUUAUUUAUUUAUUUAAUGUUUGUGGUUUUUAACUGUUUGUGGAUCUUUGUGUUACUAUAAUGAAGUUUACGAGGCAAUGAUUAAUGAACAUUAAAGAAUAAUGAAAUGAGUUAUUUAUGUGUACGGCUGAUUAUACGAAAAACCGGUUUAGAUACAAGUUUUCUGUGAAAUAAAACUGAGACCGACUUUGUUUACAAUGGCGUUUUCAAUAAAUAAACUUAAAAAUAUUUUGAAUAUAAAUAAAGACAGUCAGUUAACGGGUAGUGGUAGCUUGGACCCGGAAAUUGGUUUCAAAUUAGCGUUACAUCCAGUUAAUAAAAAUUUGUACGUGACUGUUAUCGGCGCCCGGCAUCUCCCAUCCUUGUUUGGACUUAGUCGAGCUCAUGGAUACCUCGUUAAGGUCAAAAUGUUUCCCGGCGAUAAUAAGUACGAAACUACGUUACAAGAAAGUUCAUGGCCUAUUUGGAACGAAGAUUUUAAAUUUCAAUUAAAACAAAAGGAUGUGAAGAAAGCAACUGAUAAAAUUGAUCUUCAGAAUUUAGUUGCCGGACAUUUUAUAUCACUCACUAUUUAUGCAUUAUUAGAACCAACAAAAGCUGAUGUGGAUAGAAGAAAAAGUGCCAAAACUUUAGAUUCGAAGACAUCUAAACCAAUGACUGAAGAUGAACAAAAAACAAAACCGGGUAAUCUAUUUGGGAAAACAUUUAACAGUUUCAAAUCUACAAGGACUGAAGCGAUUGCACAAAAGUCUAUAUUAGAAAAAAGACGAACUGUUGGGGCAGCUACAUGGAAUUUCGAUUCGAAAUUAUUUCAAAACGAUCUCAAGAAUGGUUUAAUUGGCACUCCCGAUAUUUGGAGGCCGAUAAAUGCGAUUGCUAGCGGAUUGUCAGCCGCUGAUUCUAGAAGAGAAAAUAAGAAAGGGCAGCUCGAAGUUACAUUACUGUACACGGCAAGUGAAGACGGACUAAAUGAUACGGUGCAGUUGACUGUAAACAGACUCAGGUGUUCAGUCCAAACUAUGCAAGAGCAAGAACAAUACAAAGCUCCCUUGUACCUGAAAGCGACUAUAUUAGAAGCUAAUAAAGCAGAAUGCUAUUGGAAAAGUGAUAGAUUUGUCCCAACAAUAUCCGCCAGAUGGGAUCCGAAGUCGGCAACGGUGAAGUUAACGGUAUUCAAAGCUAGUUUGAAUAAAGUUAGCAUUUAUAUUAGCCUCGGGUGUAAGACUAAAAUGGCGAAGAAGGAAAUGUUAGGGAAGGCCCAUAUUGAUGAGAAAUCUCCUUACUCGGACAGUUGGAGUGAAUGUUUGAGGCAGCCGGGGAUACCGAAAACGUUUUGGGUCAACUUCGAGUGAUUUAAUAUCCUUCCAUAUAAAGUUACAAAUAUCUUUGAACGUUAUAAUAAAACAAACGACUUUGCACAUUUAACCGUAAGGCUGCAUUCACACAGUGGUCUGUUUUGCCGGAUACGUUUUUAUUUGGCUAUGGGGUAUGUAUUGGUUCACGAAUUCACACACGACAGUAUUCCGGAACCAAUAAAACACAACUCCAGUAGUGACGAAUGCGUUAAAAACUACCCUGAAAAUACGGACCUUCUGUGUGAAUAUGCAUUUAUGUUACAUCUAUGUGUGCAUUGUUUGGAAUUUAAUGUAAUUUUGAAAUUCAAACAAUAUUAAUGAAUAUUUGGAAAUUAAUGUAUACAUUCCCUUUGUUUAAAUUCGGGGCAUGUUACAUAACAAAAAAGUAUUGACAAUAUAAAUUAACAAUAUAACCUCAUAUUUUUAUACUUUAUUUUAGUUAAUGUUACUAUUGUAUAAUGUAGCUGAUAAUUACGAAAUGAUUAUAUGUGAUAUAAAUAUUUAUACUAUAAGUGACUAAAAAAUUUACUAUAAACUUGCUAUUAUAAUUAAUCUGCAGCUAUUUUUCCUUUAAUAAAUAAAAUAUAUUAGUUUGUAUGCAUACAUUAUAAGUUAAA